Messenger RNA from Peronospora farinosa, 837 nucleotides. The record is from the annotation of a GenBank genome assembly. NCBI's taxonomy places the organism in Eukaryota, Oomycota, Peronosporomycetes, Peronosporales, Peronosporaceae.
AUGGUCGGGUGGAAAAUUCGAGCAAAUGUGAAUGUAGUGGAAGUGACGUUUGAAAUGGAGGAGGAGAUCGUGUGGCAAUAUUUUAAGACAAACGGGUAUGGAGUUACAGCCUUGCAAAAGUUGCCAAUGUCGUUCAAAGGUAGAGAAGACGUGGAGAAAGUCCUACCGUCCAUUGAGAUUGACACAUUUGCGACCAGAAAGAAACGUCACUUGUCACUAUCGGAACUUUAUUACGUCGUGGCAAUUGACGGCAUUUUACAAGUGAAGGAACCACUGCGACAAUUGUGGGAACGACUCCAAAGCUCCAGUGCGACGUUUACGACGAUUUUUGUCAUUUACCAGCACUUUCGUCGUCUUGGCUGGAUUCCGAGACCCGGUCUUAAUUAUGGAGCUCACUACGUCUUGUAUCGUGGAUCCGCGGCAGAAUUUCACUCGGAAUACGUCGUUUACGUGCAGGACGAUGGUGAAACUUUGUCAUGGAACCAAAUUCAGUCGCUGACGAGGAUUGCAGCUGAUGUCAAAAAGACGGUGCUAUUGUGCACUGUGGCUAUCAAAGAACCAACUGCAGAUGUAUCGAUUGAUAAUGAUGUGAGAAGUAACGGGAACUUACCGGCUACUGGCAACAAUGACCUUACCUUCGGUACCUACAGCUUCCACGGCAUCCAGUACACGGCUAGAGCCAUUGCCAUUCGUUUUUGGGACGCGACGAUUGCGAAUCAGCUAAGGUCACACACGUUCCUGCCCCAGCCAGUACUACCGAAGAAAAUCGAGUCUACAAAGAAGAAGAGGGCCAACGGCCAAAGUGCCGCUUCAAAGGCGAGGUUCACAGAGGUUUAA